GGUAAAUGCAGUGAUUUAUAUAAAUAUCAUCUUCCGAGAGGUAUCGGAGGCUGUAAAAGCAAUGUCUUUUAUAAAGUUUGUCCGAAAUUCGAUAGGAUUAUUCAAAAAGGACGUUAUCACCUUCCUGAUUCUACGACGUCAUGACUUGAAUAUAAUCGAUGAGAAACUUUGCUACAUAGCAGUAAAACCGACAGCCUCUAUAUCACAACUACGACAGAAAGUGUGGUAUCUUCUAGAAUUACCAGAUUACUGUGAGGAAAUUAUAAUAUUAAAAUCUGAAAACGACCUUGAAUUACCGUUGACCGAUCUUCGUAAGGGUAAUGACCCUCAGCACCCGUAUAUUUUGGAAGUCUGGCUUCCUAAUAAAAUUAUGCCCUCAGGAAGCUUACUAAAUAACAUGAUAACCAUGGGUAACAAAAGUGCAACAGGAGACUAUCUAGAAUCACCGGACACUGUGUUUGAGGAAAAAGUAAAAAGCGAUUUCAAAGAAAAAGGCAUUGAGGAAGAGUUUUCACAUACUACAAUCAUCAAUGAAACGAUAGCGCUCAAUAAGUUUCACUUAAUGGAAAACCAAGUAAAUAUUAAAAACAAAGAAUAUGAAAGGAAAUCGGAUUUAUCAUCCAAAAUAUCAUCUUCGUCCAUAUUUUUUAAGCUGCACGGAAGAAAAAGUCGAGAUAACUUCGCAAAUAUUUUGUUGAAAAUACAAAAUGAUCUCACGACCCUUAAUAAUAAACUAUCGGAUAUGGAAAGCAGGAUACAAUUGUAA
Messenger RNA from Nymphalis io (European peacock), 766 nucleotides. RefSeq lists its product as uncharacterized. Lineage: Eukaryota; Metazoa; Arthropoda; Insecta; Lepidoptera; Nymphalidae. The record is from RefSeq and is a predicted model, not a curated record. The transcript is spliced from 4 exons. Bases 62 to 766 code for a protein of 234 amino acids.